Molecule: messenger RNA, 1797 nt
Organism: Lathyrus sativus (Indian pea)
Lineage: Eukaryota; Viridiplantae; Streptophyta; Magnoliopsida; Fabales; Fabaceae
Source: the annotation of a GenBank genome assembly
AUGGAAGACGAUUCAUCUUCUUCACCUCAACAAAAACUGAAUCGUAACAAUAAAUGCGGAGUUCGAGUUAUUGGUAACAGAAUUUACGAUUCUGAAAAUGGCAAAACGUGUCAUCAGUGCCGGCAAAAAACAAGGGAUUUUUGUGCUGCAUGUAAGAAUCCAAGGAAUGGGAAGCCUUGUACCAUUAAGUUCUGCCACAAGUGCCUCUUGAAUAGAUAUGGGGAAAAGGCAAAAGAGGUUAAUUUAUUGAAUGAUUGGAUGUGUCCCAAGUGCAAAGGCAUUUGUAACUGCAGUUUUUGCAUGAAAAAACGAGGGCAACAGCCUACGGGUUUACUAGCUCAUACAGCCAAGAAAUCCGGUUUUCACUCUGUGUCAGAUAUGCUUAGCAAGAAGGCUUCUGAAGGUUUGGAAUUGAACUCCGUGUCAGAUAUGCUUAGCAAGAAGGCUUCUGAAGGUUUGGAAUUGAACAAUGCUGCUAUUUUGCCUAAAGAGGAUGGUACUUUGAAAAAGGAGCUUGUAUUGGGUCUAUCUGGGGAACCUGAGAAGGAGAACACCUUAGGUAAAAUUAAUGCUUUAAAGGAUGGUGAUAAGAAAAGCAAGAAAGUGAAGCGGGAAAACUUAAAGGAAAUAUCUAAUGGCAGCAGUGUUGAUGUUGUUUGCCAAAACAACAAAUCAAAAAAGCCUAAACUGUGUAAUGGAAAUGAUAAUAUGGAAACAAAAGUUGAGGAGGAUCAUGAAAAACUUAAGGAAGAGAUUCCUUUACCCAUUGGCACCGAAAUUACAAAAAUAUUAGACAUUGAGCUUGCACAAGAAGAUGUUGGGAAUGCAUUGCAGUUUUUAGAAUUCUGCAGAGUGUUUGGAAAGGCUCUUGAUGUCAACAAAGGAAAGGCGGUAGCUGUUUUAAGGGCAUUGAUCCGUAAGCAAAAUUUGCGACGUGGACAAAAUACCUUAGUGGUUGAGUUUCAAAUCAAAUUGUUGACUUUUAUAGUAUCUGAUUCAGAAAUUGAGUCUUCACCCUUGACCGCUAGCAGUGGAAAAAAUUCAUGGUUGAAAGUUCUGGAGGAAUUGAUUAAUGAAUCUGAUUUUAUACUAAAAGAAUUUCCUUUGGAUUGGCUUAGUAAAGGUAUUAGUGGAUAUUAUAAUUUGGACUUAUCGAAAAAGCUUAUCCUUCUGAAUUUUAUCUGUGAUGAAGCUCUAGGCACAAUGAAGCUAAGGAGUUAUAUUGAUCACGAAAAUGAAAGAUUUGCCAAAGAAAAGAAAGCAGCGAAAGCUAAGGUUGCUGAAGCUAAGGGAAAGGAAAGAAGUCUUAAGCAAAAGCUACAAGACGAGAUGGCAAAAGCUGUUGUACCAAAUGUAGCUAACCUCUCAAUUUCAGCACAUGAUGCUCUUCUUGCAACAAUAAAAAGUGAGGCAGCAAAAGCUCAUACUGAGUUGAUUGAGGCACAAGGCACAGUUCCUAAAGAACACGAUGCUCUUCUUGCAACAAUAAGGAGUGAGGCAGCGAAAGCUCAUACUGAGUUGAUUGAGGCACAGGGCACAGUUCCUAAAGGGAACCAAUGUUGUGAUGCAGUGAGAAUUAAACAUCAGUACAUGGAUAACAGUGGUAAGACAUUCUGGAAAUUAAGAAGCUGUGAUGAUGAAUAUGCUUUCUUGUUACAAGAUAUCAAGACUGAUAAUGGUGAAGAUGCUGUUAAAGUUGAUGAAAAAUGGUUUGCUUAUGUAGCUGAGCAGAAAGACGAGGUCAAUAAGUACAUUUCCUCUAGGAGAGAUUGGUUACCAAAGCUGACUUCAGUAUAA